CGUCAGAUUUUGUAAGGUUACGUCCAUGUUAUGCCACAGAAGUUCACAUUUUCGGCAUACUUCACAAAAUUUAAUAUUAAAUAGUUAAACAAUAAAGAAUUAAACUAUCAACGUGGACAGUCGUCAACCUAUCAAAAAAUGUUCAAUUUUACUAGAGCAAUAGUCAGACAUACAAAAAACAACAUAGGGAAAUACACCCUUACAAGACUUAACAACUACUCGUCAGCGCCGGUUUCCGCUGAACUAAAGCCUCCGAUUAAUGAGGCUCAACCCAGCAUUGUGAAGACAAAAAUCAUCCGCAGUUCUAAUAGUAUUGUAGCUGCUGCAUUUGCAUCUCUUACAAAUGAAAAUCCACCUGUCAGUGAGAUAAAAACGCCGUUUACGGACGAUCGCAUUGAUAAUGAAAGUAUUGACGAGCUAUUGUCGAUUUCCGCAGAUGGCGCCGGAAUAUCCAGGCGACAUGCCUUGAAAGUUGUGUCCAUUUUAGCCACAUGGUCAUCAACUGGCAAAGUGAAGUUGAUUGACUUUGAAUCUGAUGCUAGGUUCAUCCGGCUGUGUAAGGUGCUCACCAAGAAUGCUAGUUACAAGAAGGCACCAGCAAUUACUAAUAGGAAUGAAGAUUUGUCUAUGAUUAUGAAUGUGGCUGCUGAUGAUGAGGCUGCAAAGUUGGUUGCCUCUAUUACUCUGCCACAAAUGGUUAAAGUGAUGCAAACAUUAGCAGUGAAAAAACGUCGUUCAACGAUGCUGCUGCGUUCAUUAUCAUUCAACAUAACAAAAAAUCCUAGUAAACUGGACCUGAAACAAUCCGCCGAUUUAUUGUACAGCAUGUGCAUAUUGAAUUUCCCAGAUCAAAAUCUGCUGGAAAAAAUCUCCACGGAUAUCCUCCAAGGAUUCAGCGCAGGCGUCAAAAAGAGUUCGGUGAUUGGUUCAAUCAUUACAAGUUUAGGCAUAUUGAAAUACAAAGACACAAGUGGAAUGUUAGAUGCACUUUGCAGUUGGAUGUUGGAUAAUCAUGCGACUUGUCGUUCACAAGACCUUUUCGCGUUGUUUUUGACACUUGGCGUACUUAAUUAUCAACCCACAAACGCCGAAUCACUCUUUGAAAAAGUCCAGCCACAGUUGUCACAAGCAGAAGCAUCGAAACCGAACAUUUGGCUUGAUUACGUGUGGUCGCUGGUUGUGUUGAAUCGAGCAAACAAAGAACACAUAGACAGUGUACUGCAAAAAGAUUUCAUAGAGAAGUGCGAUAGCAUUCCGGGGAGAAUUAAAUUGUUGCAUGUGAAUGCCGCUAGUAAGGGCGAUAAGUUACCAGCUGACAGUGACAUCUUUUCGACAGUUAUCACACGAACAAAAGAAAAGGAAGAGAUGGUUAACUCUGUGUUAGACACGUUGAAAAACCUGAUGAAGAGUGAGACUUACAUUAAGAGUAAUGUCGAUAACAAUAUGGGCUUUUUUAUUGACGCGGAAUGUAUAAUCGACAAAAAGUGCUUACCGGUCGCAAGUGAUAAAUAUUCAGCAGAAGCUGGUCAUGUUAAAGUGGCGAUAAUGGUGCAAGAUUAUCACGAUAUGUGCAGAGGACGAGUGGAACCAAUCGGUACGGUUGUGCUCCAACAUCGUCUCCUCGAACAACUCGGUUACAAAGUCAUCCAAGUCCCGUACUUUGAAUACCGCGUCCGUGAUAAACUCAUCCAUCGAGUGCAACUCAUUGAAUCGAAGCUGAAGGCGAUAGUGGCGCCAUCAACGUAACUAGCCCAUUCUCGUAGUUUUGCAACGAGGUAACAGAACUCCAAACAAUUGUUGCUAUACCGCUAUAUAUGUACAAACACUAUUUAAGUUACCGAAGUUAAGACCAGAGACGUAAGAGAGGUGAGUCUAUGUAGUUAAAUUUUGUUAAGAAAAUGAAGAUGUGCGAUGGAGAAAAAAAACUGAAGUAUGUAUGCAACUUAAAAUACUUACACGAUCGGUUUAUAAUUUAAAAGCAAA
Molecule: messenger RNA, 1983 nt
Organism: Dalotia coriaria
Lineage: Eukaryota; Metazoa; Arthropoda; Insecta; Coleoptera; Staphylinidae
Product: FAST kinase domain-containing protein 4
Biological process (GO): regulation of mitochondrial mRNA stability
Source: RefSeq, a predicted model, not a curated record